Eleginops maclovinus (Patagonian blennie) is the source of this 2377-nucleotide messenger RNA. It is a transcript of the gene otx1, whose product is annotated as orthodenticle homeobox 1. Lineage: Eukaryota; Metazoa; Chordata; Actinopteri; Perciformes; Eleginopidae. The transcript has 4 exons. Gene Ontology annotation, cellular component: nucleus. Bases 355 to 1350 code for a protein of 331 amino acids. Gene Ontology annotation, molecular function: DNA-binding transcription factor activity, RNA polymerase II-specific; RNA polymerase II cis-regulatory region sequence-specific DNA binding. Gene Ontology annotation, biological process: multicellular organism development; regulation of transcription by RNA polymerase II. The record is from RefSeq and is a predicted model, not a curated record.
AAUCACCUAACACUCUGACAGACAGCGACAAGCCCCCUGAAAGCAAAUGAGUCUGAUUUAUUUGGCUGCAAAAACACCCGGAAACGCGUGCUGAUAUAUCUGCGUGUUUUUCUGCGUGAUGCUGCUCGGUUCUGCGCGUUGUUGUUUGUUUUUGAGCAAGUCUGUUUGAGUUCGUGCAGACUUCUUCCUGCUGGAUAAUUUUACUGCUGCUUGCUUCUGGUGGCCCGGGAGCUCGGGAGAAGGGAAGAGGAGAAAAACAAGUUUCUUGAAUCGGUCCCCUGUCCCGUCAAGCUGCAGCAUCGGGGGAAACCGAACCACUGGCCUGAGCUGGGUGGAGCAGUGACCGCCUGUAGCAUGAUGUCCUACCUCAAACAGCCCCCCUACGGCGUCAACGGCCUGGGGCUCAGCGGCGCGGCCAUGGACCUGCUGCACCCCUCCGUGGGCUACCCAUCGACUCCCAGGAAGCAGCGGAGGGAGCGGACCACUUUCACCCGCUCUCAGCUCGACAUCCUGGAGGCUCUGUUCGGGAAGACCCGGUACCCGGACAUCUUCAUGCGGGAGGAGGUCGCACUGAAGAUCAACCUGCCGGAGUCCAGAGUCCAGGUGUGGUUCAAGAACCGGAGGGCCAAGUGUCGCCAGCAGCAGCAGAGCGGCAACAGUGCCAAAGCCCGGCCGCCCAAGAAGAAGUCGUCCCCGGCCCGGGAGAGCACCGGCUCCGAGAGCAGCGGACAGUUCACUCCACCCGCCGUCUCCAGCACCGGCUCGUCCUCGUCCUCAUCCUCCUCCACCAAUCAGACGGGCCCUGCGGCGCUCAGCAGCACCUCUACCUCCAUCAGCACCGUCUCCUCCAUCUGGAGCCCUGCUAUCUCCCCCGGAAACGCUCCUGCUCCUGCGGUGGCCCCGAUCCCCGAGCCCGGACCCCCGUCUAACGCCUCCUGUAUGCAGCGUUCAAUGUCAGGCUCUGCAGCCGCCGCCACCUCCUACCCCAUGUCCUAUAACCAGACUCCGGGGUACGGACAGGGCUACCCCACCCCGUCCAGCUCUUACUUCAGCGGCGUGGAUUGUGGUUCCUACCUGGCCCCCAUGCACUCCCACCACCACCCCCACCAGCUCAGCCCCAUGACGGCCUCCUCCAUGUCCGGCCACCCGCACCACCACAUCAGCCAGUCGUCGGGCCACCACCACCACCAUCACCACCAGGCGUACGGAGGCUCCGGCCUGGCCUUCAACUCCUCUGACUGCCUGGAUUACAAAGAGCAGACUGCAGCCUCCUCGUGGAAGCUCAACUUUAACACCACAGACUGCUUGGACUACAAAGACCAGGCCUCCUGGAGGUUCCAAGUCUUGUGAUCGGGCUUUCUUUUUUUUCUUCCUCCUCUUCCCUACCCUGCUCGUCAGCUUCUUUUAUUUUCCAGAUUAGCAUAUUGCUUGUUUUUGAAAGACAAUAAGAGUUUAUGAACCAUAAGGUUGCAGCAAUCGGACUUUGUUUUACCCUCUCGGUCUUUUUAAAAACAAAAAAUUGAAGAGAAACCGUCCCUCGAAUCCCGAGGAGAGCAAACAUCAGGAGCAGUUUCCUGACGAUGAAGAAUGGGUUUUUAAAAGACGCUGAUUCUUGGAUGACCUUAAGAAAACCAAACUGUUUUUGAAAACUACAAAAAAAAAAGUCACUUCAACCAAACUCCUUCGACCAGCAGCUCUCUGGAUGGGAGGAAUAUUUUCCCCUCGACAGGAACUGCCCUCUUUACCUCCGAAACCCCAAAUCAAAUCCUGUAAAGUUUUUAUUUCUGAAAUUUGUUAUUUUAGGAUGACAGAGAUUUUUAGUCAGCUACAUCGCGGAGCUGAAAUAUGUAAAUAUGUAUUUGGGUCAGUUACAGUGACCAUGUUUAGUUGGUGUUUUUUUUUUCUUUCCGAAUUUGAAAUUGUUUAUUACCACUUUGGGAGAAAAAAAAAGAUUCAAAAAACCCUGUAUGUAAAUCUUUCCAAAUAUUCCAAAGAGAACAAAUUGGCCAUAAGGUUCAGCUUUUAUAUACGUUGUUUUACUCAGAAAAAAAUGUUUUGGCAAUUUGAAAUGUCUCGGGAGGGGGGGGGGGGAUAAAACUCUAAAAUAUAGAUGCAGUUUGUUUUCCGGAUAUUAUUAUUAUUAUUCUAACCUCUCUACAUUUUCAAACCAGACCUCCUCUCUUGGGCAUUGUCGUGAUAUAUUGGACAUGUUUGAACCGCAGCACUUGGCUUGAAAUUGGAGUCAGAGCAUUUUUAAUUUUUGGAGAGGAAAAAUGUGGAUUUGUUAGCUCCAAAAUGACAGUAAGAUGUUGAAUGUAUCUUAAAGGCGAACCACCCUUACAUACAUGUUCAUCCAAUAAAGAUCCGUUAAGUCAUA